This is a messenger RNA of Nicrophorus vespilloides, 4997 nucleotides long. RefSeq names its product laminin subunit gamma-1-like. Lineage: Eukaryota; Metazoa; Arthropoda; Insecta; Coleoptera; Silphidae. The transcript is spliced from 13 exons. The record is from RefSeq and is a predicted model, not a curated record. Bases 1 to 4839 code for a protein of 1612 amino acids.
AUGGUGAAGUUCCGGCUGGGACUUUUUCUGGUGGUUUACGGAUUGCACUUGACCGUCGCAAACGAAAUAAUAAAUACUCCGGCGAUCGGUCAGAACGGCACCCGCUGUUACGACACGUUCAACAGACCUCGGAGAUGCAUUCCUGCCUUCGAGAAUCCGGCCUUCAACAAUUUGAUUGAAGCGACGAAUACCUGUGGUGAAUAUGGACCUACUCCUUACUGCAUACAAACGGGGACGUCAAUGGCUUCGUGCGGGGUCUGCAACAAAGGGCAGCAUUCUGCAGAAUUCCUUACGGACAGCGAGGAUACUCCCACCUGGUGGCAAUCCGAAACCAUGGAGGAUGGUAUUCAAUACCCAAACGAAGUUAAUUUGACUUUGCACCUGAGGAAAUCGUUUGAUAUUACCUACGUCCGCAUCUGGUUUCAUUCCCCGAGACCUGAGAGCUUCGCCAUCUACAAAAGAACUUGCGAGAAUUGUCCUUGGGUUCCUUACCAAUAUUACAGUGCAACUUGUCGAGAUACCUAUAGUUUACCAGAUUCCAAUAAGAUUUCGCGUGGAGAAGAGACAAGGGCUUUAUGCACUUCGGAAUACUCGGAUAUUUCUCCUUUGAAGGAUGGAAAUAUUGCUUUCGCUACUUUGGAGUUUCGGCCUUCAGCUUACAACUUCGAUUCAAGCCCCGAUCUACAAGAAUGGGUAACAGCUACUGAUAUUCGCAUUACUUUAAACCGAUUGAACACUUUCGGAGAUGAGCUUUUCGCCGAUACUUCAGUCCUUCGUUCUUACUACUAUUCAAUCGUUGAGGUCUCAGUUGGAGCUCGAUGCAAAUGCAACGGUCACGCUUCUGAAUGCAUUUACUCUUCGGAUCUGGAUGGAUCACAAAACAGGGUUUGCAAGUGUGAGCACAACACGGCAGGUCCGGACUGCGAAGUGUGUCUUCCGUUCUUCAACGAUGCUCCAUGGGGUAGAGCUUCGGAAAGGAACGUGAACGAAUGCAAACCUUGCAACUGCAACGGUUUUUCUCAAAGAUGUUUCUUCGAUCGGGAUUUGUAUCAAAAAACUGGACACGGUGGACAUUGCUCCGAUUGCACGGUGAAUCGCGAUGGACCGAAUUGCGAACGCUGCAAACCGAACUUUUACCAGCACGAAGAUCAGACUUGCAUUGCUUGUAACUGCGAUCCUGUUGGAUCAAGGAUUCUUCAAUGCAAUUCUGAAGGCAAAUGCCAGUGUAAACCGGGUGUUACGGGAGAAAAAUGCGAUCGAUGCGAAGCAAAUCAUUACAAUUUUGGACCUAUGGGAUGUCAGAAUUGCGGUUGCAGCGUGGAAGGUUCUUUCAAUAAUCAGCCGAGCUGCGAUCCGUAUACUGGAAUUUGUAUUUGCAAGGAGAACGUUGAAGGUAAACGAUGCAAGGAAUGUAAACCGGGUUUCUUCAAUCACGAUUUGGAGAACGAUUUUGGGUGUACUCCUUGCUUCUGCUACGGACACUCCUCCGAGUGUAUUUCUGCGCCAGGAUACUCUAAAUACCAAUUGGAAUCUGCGUUUACGAAGAGCAGCGAACGUUGGAAGGCGGUGGAUUCCUUCAAUAGAAGCGUUGAGUUGAAGUACAACGGGAUGACUCAAUGCAUCGGAGUCACAGCUCAAGAUAAUGAAGCUAUCUAUUUCGUGGCUCCGGACAGAUAUCUGGGGGAUCAAAGAGCCUCGUAUAAUCAACUGCUGAAAUUUACUUUGAGAAUUGGUGAGAAUCGAGCUAUUCCGACGCCAACGGAUGUUAUACUAGAAGGUGCCGGUACUUACAUCACCAGUCACAUUUUCGCUCAAGGAAAUUCCGUGCCUUCGGUGCAAAAUGCGGAAUACUCGUUCAGAUUACACGAAAACCAAAUUUACGGAUGGUCUCCAAGAUUAUCGGCAAGGGGUUUCAUGUCUAUACUCACGCAGUUAACAGCUAUUAAGAUUAGAGCCACGUAUUCACCGGGUGGCGUGGGUUAUCUUGAUUACGCCAAAUUAGAAACUGCUUCCAGAGGAGUUGCAGGAAGGUCAGCUCAUUGGGUCGAACAGUGCAGAUGCCCACAAGGAUAUGUGGGUCAAUACUGUGAAUCUUGCGCCCCUGGAUACAGACAUUCCCCAUCACUCGGAGGACCAUUCAUGCCGUGCAUUCCCUGCGAUUGCAACAAACACGCGGAUAUUUGCGACUCAGAAACGGGAAGAUGCAUCUGUCAGCAUCACACCGCUGGUGAUAAUUGCGAGAGAUGCGCCAGAGGAUAUUAUGGAAACGCUCUGAGCGGAACCGAAUCGGAUUGUCUUCCGUGCGGUUGUCCAAACGGCGGAGCUUGCAUUCAACUCGACGAAGACACCGUCUGCGUCGAAUGUCCCACCGGAUACACCGGACACAGAUGCGAUUCCUGCUCGGAUGGAUUCUUUGGAGAUCCGAACGGCCGUUUCGGACCUCAAACACCGUGUCAGCAAUGCGACUGCAACUUAAACAUAGAUCCGAACGCGAUAGGAAACUGCAACACCUUAACUGGAGAGUGCUUGAAGUGUAUUCAUAAUACCGGAGGCACGAAAUGCGAUAAAUGCUUGUCAGGAUUCUACGGAGACGCUUUGUCUUUGCCGAAAGGCGAUUGUCAACCGUGCGAGUGUAUGCCGCACGGCACCGUGGAAGGAGACGAUGAGUCCCUCAUGUGCGAUCAGAUCACCGGGACGUGCACUUGCAAGGCUCACGUACAAGGAAGGAAUUGCGAUUUGUGCGAAGAAGGUUAUUACAAUAUAAUAACAGGAGACGGUUGCACUACGUGCAACUGCGAUCCGACCGGGUCCUUCAAUCAUACCUGCAAUAUUUACACGGGUCAAUGCUUCUGCAGACCAGGAAUCACAGGUCUGCGGUGCGAUCAAUGCGAGUCAUUCAAGUAUGGAUUCUCGAUGGAAGGUUGCAAAAACUGCGACUGCGAUGGUAUCGGUUCUCAAGACAUGCAGUGCGACUCCUCCGGGCAAUGCCCGUGUCUCGAGAAUGUUGAAGGCAGGAAGUGUGAUCGCUGUAAAGAAAACAAAUACGAUCGUCAAAGAGGGUGCGUCGAUUGCCCGGAUUGUUACAACUUGGUGCAAGAUGCUUCGCGUCGUCACUUGAGCAAAAUCCAUCAGUUGCGCAGCAUUUUGGAUGAGAUCGAAAGGAAUCCCACCGUAAUCGACGAUGAUACUUUCGAAGAGCAAUUACAGGAGAUCCAAGAUGAGGUCAUGAUCAUAACCGAUCAAGCCAAGUCUGGUUUAGGAACGGACGAUAAAACGCUCAUGGAUAAAUUGGAUGAUAUUUCUCAAAGGCAAGAAGAGAUUGGCGAAAUACUCAUGGACAUCGAUGAAAACAUUGCUUUGGCAAAACAAAAAGACGAAAUCGUGCAAAGUAAUUUAACGGAAACGGAAAACAUCCUGAAAGAUAUUACUUUAAUAAUAGAAGAUGCAUUGGAGGCUGUAGAAGCAGAGGGCAAAUUGGCCUUGGAAAGCGCCAAAGAACGUGCCAAAUUAUUUGGUCAACAAUCUGACAAUAUGACUAAUAUAGCUCAUGAGGCACGAGUGGUUUCCGAGGAUUUGGAAAACGAAGCCGAUGACAUAAUAUCAGUAGCUUCCGAAGCUAAAAUAAAGUCCACCGAGGCUUACGAUUUGGCCAAGAACGUAACGGAUCAAAAGAAAAGCAUAACGCAAGAGAUACGCGCAUUGAACAACGAUAUAUUAAGCACUGAGACUAAACUUGAGCGAGUUAAGAUAUGGACGGUGGAUGCUCACAAAACUUCGAGCGAUAUGAAGAAUCGCGCUUUAAGUUUACUCAACGACGCGCAGAAUCUCGUUGUACCAGACGUGGAUAUUAACAAUUUAAAGAAGUCUUCAGAAACUGUUAAAGUGGAAGCUAAGAAUAUCUUGGAUGCAACGGAAGCGCUGUUGAAGGACAACGAAAAAUUGCUGUCCGAAAUCGAAGAGCAAGUUAUGUUAUCCAAUGACUUACUCAACAAAGGAUACGAUCAGGAAGAUAUUUUGACAGAUUUGAAAGCUGAUUUCGAUUUGUAUAGGUCUCAAGCGGAAAAUGCGGUGCAAUUGGGUGAUAACACUUUGAGGGAUGCUCAAGCCAUGUACACGACCUUAAGUGAGUUCGAUAAGCAAGUGCAGGAGAGUAAAGAAGCUGCGCAACAAUCGCUGGAUGAAUUACCGGAGAUUCGUCAACUUAUCCACGAUGCCAAUUUCAAAAUAUUUGAAGCUCAAAAAUCUUUGUUGGGAGCUACAGAGAACGCAGAAAACGCUCUCGAUAGGGCUAAAAACGCAAGGGAUUUAGCUAUACAGGCUACUAAAGAUGCAGAAAAUGUUAAGAAUGAAGCGGAAUUGCUGAGUAAUAACGCUACAAAUCUACAAUCUGAAGCGGAAUUGAUGGCUGAUCGAGUGGAGAACACUGAAAUCGAGUAUAAUAGAUUGAUGGAUCAGAUGGAAAAUAAUGGUACACUCUUAAAUGAAGCUAAAGAAAAGGUGGGACGAGCUCAAAAGGAUUCUCAGGAAGCUACGAAGAAAGUGCAUGAUAUACUUAAAGACGUGGAUGCCAUCGUCAAAGAAUUAGAUAACUUACCAGAAUUCGACGAGGACGAGUUGAAUCGUUUGGAGCAGGAGCUGAAGAAGGCGGAGCAGCGCGUCAAGGAGGCUAAUUUGGAGGAGAUCCUCAAGACUUUACAGUUGGAGCAGAAGGAGCAAAACGCGCUGGUGGAGAAUUACAGCAACGAAAUCGAUCGGCUGACGAAGGAGGUGGAGAAUAUUCAGCAAAUCGCUUCAGCUCUUCCGGACGGAUGCUUCAGGAAGUUCGUCUUGGAACCGUAAAUAAAUGCAAUUCAUUUUCUGUGUGUGUAUAUAUAUAAAAGACUGUAAAUAGCAUCUGUAAAUAAUGUUAGCACGUAGAGUAAUAUUUUUUUUUUGUAUACCAAAGCAAACAAUAGUCACACAGCUGAAUAUCGAUCACAUUUUUAUACACAUCAUCA